Psylliodes chrysocephalus is the source of this 1252-nucleotide messenger RNA. NCBI's taxonomy places the organism in Eukaryota, Metazoa, Arthropoda, Insecta, Coleoptera, Chrysomelidae. The record is from the annotation of a GenBank genome assembly.
UUCUAAAAUGGAAAAAAUUCAUAUUAAAAAACGACGAAAAAUGAACUGAUCUGGUAUAAUGAGGAGCAAAUACUCUGGAAAACAGCUUCUAACAUCUUCAUUUGUAAUAUUAUCUUUCAUUUUUGGAUGUAUAUUUACUUUGGCAUUGAUGCCCAUAGACAAGACCUGCCAGAUAGAUAAUUCCGAUAGGGAAUAUAAUAUAAUGAAGAAUUCGAAAUUAAAAAAUCCGGAACUUAUAAUCCUUAUACUGUCGGCGCCCACGAAUUUCGAAAGAAGAAAGGUAAUUAGGGAAACCUGGCUAAAAUUGAAACCUAGUGAUGAGAAUGUAUUCAAAGUGAAGCACUACUUUGUAAUAGGGGUAGUAUCUCUACCACUAGAUUCAAAUAAACUUAUAAGCAAAGAACAAAUUCAAUACAAUGAUAUCCUAAUGUUACCAAUAGAAGAUUCUUACAAAAAUUUGACAGAAAAAAUGAAAUUAAGUUUUCAAUGGUUAGAUACACAGUACGAUUACGGUUUGGGUUUUAAGUACGUGUUGAAAUGUGAUGAUGACAGCUUUGUAAAUCUAAAUCAAUUUGUAUUAUGCCUUAUGAAUAUCGAAAAAGAGAUGAUUACCACAAAGCAUGAUGGUUAUUUAGAAACUGAUAUUACAAACAAACUUAUAUCAACCAAUUUUCAAAACAGUGGCCCUGCUGAAAUAGCACAUUUAUAUUGGGGUUAUUUUAAUGGUAAUGCGAAAAUAAAAUCAAAAGGGAAGUGGAAAGAUACAAAUUGGAUUGCAUCAGACAGAUAUAUUCCAUAUGCAUUAGGAGGGGGAUAUCUGGUUUCUAAAGAAUUGGUUUCAUAUAUUGGUAGAAACAUUGAGCAUCUUAAGUCUUUUAAUUCUGAAGAUGUAAGCAUCGGUUUUUGGUUGUCACCAGUAAAUGGUGUCUUCAGAAUUCAUGACAUAAGAUUUGAUACGGAAUGGGCUUCUAGGGGAUGCAAGAACAAUCACCUCAUAACCCAUAACAUUUCACCAGUGGAAAUGACACAGUAUUACCAGAAUUUGGAAAAAACUGGUAAAAUGUGUGCAAGAGAAGUAACAUAUAGAGCUUAUUAUGUUUAUAAUUGGAGCGUUCCCACUAGCCAGUGUUGUAAGCCUAGUAAAUGACUGUGAAAGGUUCAUAAACAUUUUUUGCAAUACUGAAUUGACAUUUGUUACAAUGCAAACAACUUUUAAAUGUAUUAUUAAAUAACUUUUUGGUUGUUACAGGAU